Messenger RNA from Oncorhynchus gorbuscha (pink salmon), 1535 nucleotides. Its product is annotated as glucose-induced degradation protein 8-B homolog. The record is from RefSeq and is a predicted model, not a curated record. Gene Ontology annotation, molecular function: protein binding. The transcript has 5 exons. Bases 90 to 779 code for a protein of 229 amino acids. NCBI's taxonomy places the organism in Eukaryota, Metazoa, Chordata, Actinopteri, Salmoniformes, Salmonidae. Gene Ontology annotation, biological process: positive regulation of canonical Wnt signaling pathway; proteasome-mediated ubiquitin-dependent protein catabolic process. Gene Ontology annotation, cellular component: nucleus; cytoplasm.
GGGGGAAUCAACGAAAUCCCGUGAGUUUUCCUGUGUGACGCUCUUGAUUGCUACGGCUGAAUAGUAGCAGCAAAAUAUCAGAACCAUUCAUGAUGAGUUAUAGUGAAAAGCCGGAGGACAUAACAAGAGAAGAGUGGAUGGAGAAGCUCAACAAUGUCCACAUUCAGAGGGCCGACAUGAACAGGCUCAUCAUGAACUACUUGGUGACAGAGGGGUUUAAGGAGGCAGCUGAGAAGUUCCGUAUGGAGUCUGGGAUUGAGCCCAGCGUGGACCUGGAUUCUCUGGACGAGAGGAUAAAGAUCCGGGAGAUGAUCCUGAAGGGACAGAUACAGGAGGCCAUCGCACUCAUCAACAGCAUGCACCCAGAACUACUUGACACUAACCGCUACCUGUACUUUCACCUACAGCAGCAGCACCUGAUUGAGCUGAUCCGUCUGAGGGAGACUGAGGCAGCACUAGAGUUUGCUCAGUCCCAGCUGGCAGAGCAGGGGGAGGAGAGUAGAGAGUGUCUGACAGAGAUGGAGAGAACCUUGGCCCUGCUGGCCUUCGACAACCCUGAGGAGUCACCCUUCGGAGACCUCCUCAACACAAUGCAGAGGCAGAAGGUGUGGAGUGAAGUGAACCAGUCUGUGCUGGACUAUGAAAACAGAGAGUCAACGCCCAAACUGGCCAAGCUCCUCAAACUACUCCUGUGGGCUCAGAACGAACUUGACCAAAAGAAAGUAAAGUACCCCAAAAUGACAGACCUCAGCAAGGGCACGAUCGAGGACCCAAAGUGAGAGGACACCAGGCUGUGUAUGCUGGUGGAAACUAAUUGGACUCCCCUCCUACCUAUUUAUACUCUGACAGAGACUGACUGAAACAAUAUGUUUUCUUUCUUUGUGUGGGUUGCUUUUUGGGAGACUUUGAUAACAUGGACUGUACAAACUAUCCAGUUUGUAUUUUAGUGACUUGCUGCCUGAAACUUCAAUAUCGGAAAUAUAAACCCUUGUAUUUUAAUGAAGUAAAAUGAUAAGACUUUCGUUUCAUGUCUGCAAUAGAUAGUUGUAUAUGAACAUUUCCUUUUUGCAGAUUUCACAGUUACACUAUUUUUUUUCUGUCUACUGGCAGGGAAAGUUAGCCAUCUUUGCAUAUGGAUGGUGUGUUAAAGCCUAAAUUAGGCUCUUGGGACUAUAACGUGUUAACUAAUCAACAGAAAUGAAUGAGGUUGGGGUAGAACAAUUGGUUCCCAUUGCUGUGGUCCGCUGUCUCAAUUACAGUACAUUUUGUUUUUCUCAACAACAAAAAACAUGCACAUUUCAGUUUCUCAUUAAUUCUAGUGUAGGGGCCAAAGCUGGGCACUGACGGAAUGCUUCUAAGCUGCCAGUACCCUGUAAUGUUGUCAGGGUUUUGUUGCAACCUUAGCUUUCAUCCUGUGUUAUCUUGAAACAACAAGAUAAUAAUGUGAAUACAUAGAGACAUACAUUUAGUUCAUGUUGACAGUAAUGCAACGGGAUUAUUUACAUUAUGGAAUAAAAUACUAUUUUGGAACACUU